AUGGUGCCCCCGGUGCCGGUCUCUCCGCUCAUCAAGCUCACCCGCUACUCCUUGCUCAUCCUCGGCAUGGCCUACGGAGCCAAGCGCUACAGUUACCUGAAGCCGCGGGCGGAAGAGGAAAGGAGGAUAGCGGCCGAGGAGAAGAAGAAGCAGGAUGAACUGAAGCGCAUCGCCAGAGAACUGGCAGAAGCCCAGGACGAUACCAUACUGAAGUGA
Messenger RNA from Elephantulus edwardii (Cape elephant shrew), 216 nucleotides. It is a transcript of the gene ATP5ME, whose product is annotated as ATP synthase, H+ transporting, mitochondrial Fo complex, subunit E. Gene Ontology annotation, biological process: proton motive force-driven ATP synthesis. The transcript has 4 exons. Bases 1 to 216 code for a protein of 71 amino acids. The record is from RefSeq and is a predicted model, not a curated record. Gene Ontology annotation, molecular function: proton transmembrane transporter activity. NCBI's taxonomy places the organism in Eukaryota, Metazoa, Chordata, Mammalia, Macroscelidea, Macroscelididae.